GUUGGGGAGAGGAGAGGAGAGGGAGUGAAGUGUGCGUCUCAUGCGGUUUCUGCCUGAACACGAACUUACUAAUCGUCUGGAGUCUUGAAUGUCGAUAUAAAUGCUGCAAGGCACAGCUCGAACUCAUGAACGUGCGGUCAACACGCUGAUAAGAUCUUCCGUAUCUUCAGUAUCUCCGAACCGUUACAUAACGCGCAAGCAGAGAUGAGAGACAUCAUAAUAGCGCUGGCGCUCGUGGUGCUGAGAGUUAGCGGGGAAAACAUCAGUGACGGCUUUUGUGUGGAUGGAAAAUGCUUCGUCUUCCACGUAGACAGAGCGAGUUUUGACGCUGCCCAGCUCGUGUGUCGGGAGAAAGGAGGACAUCUGAUGACCGUGCGAACCGAGAAAGCGGCCGAUGUUCUCGGUGGUUUGUUAAACGGCGCUCCUGGAGACUUUUGGCUCGGGCUGAAAUACGCUGCAAAACAGUGUUCAAACUCAACCGAGGGGUUAAAGGGAUACAGAUGGGUUACUGAAGACAACAAAACCCAGUACAUCAACUGGAAGAGCAACGUGAGUGUUUGUUCUCCACUAUGUGUUUCUGUUUCUCAAAAAGACUUCAAAUGGACCGAAAGAGCAUGCAAUGACACAAUCGAGGGGUAUUUGUGCGAAUAUGACAACCCUGGUUACUGCCCGCCGCUUAGCAGCGAUGCACCCGUCUCAUAUCAAACUAGUUUCGGAUUCACAGCAAAUGAAAAACUCAAAGAGAUUCCUCAACUCACUAAUGGGACAUUGCAGCCGUUGAGAACGAGACACAUUUGCUUCGAAGGCGAGUGGCUUCAAGCACCCUGGAGUUGUGAAGUUUUUGGUGGUGGAUGCGAUUAUAAGUGCAUCCAGAAAGGGAAAAGCAAUGCAUGCAUCUGUCAGCCGGGAUUUGAACUCGACACCAACGGAGUCACGUGCAACAAACAGGACCCUUGCGCUGAAUGUGAACACAAAUGCACGCGAGCCGGCGAUGCAUUAGUGUGCGCGUGUCGCCCGGGGUUUCAACUAGGUGCAGAUGGCAAGUCUUGUGAAAAAUGCAAACCAGGCUUUCACAUUGAGGGUGGCAUUUGUGUUGAUGAAGACGAAUGCAACUCCGCGCCGUGCGAGCACGACUGUAUUAACACCGAAGGUGGCUACCACUGUGUGUGCUUUCAGGGAUAUAUUCAGUCGAUGGAGGACAUGCACAAAUGUGAAAUGCACUGUGAGGAAUACACCUGCCCAGGUGACUGUGAUCCCAACAACAACGCUCAGUGCAACUGCCCCAAUGGUUUCGUACUUGAAGAACAAUAUUGCGUUGACAUAGAUGAAUGUGAUAGUGAUUACUGUGAUCAUUCAUGUUUAAAUACACCUGGAAGUUUUAGAUGUUCUUGCAAUGAAGGAUACGUGCUUAUAGACAACACCAAAUGUAUUGGAGAAGACUUUGAGGGUUCAGGCAGCUCAACGCCUUUUGAUGUGUUUACUCCUACGAGCAGAUCUCCAACAGACAAGCCAGUGUCCAUCUCACCUGGCAGUCUUUUAGGAAUAAUGGUUUGCAUUGUUUUUUGUAUUCUUUUACUGGUCUGUCUCGCUCACUGCAUAAUGACACGGAUUAGUAAAAAGCACCAUAACAAUGUGGACAAAGGCCACAAUGAAAUCUUCAAUUUUGAACCGGUGAUCACUGACAAACACUGCGCACAACAGACACUCCCAGACACAUAUAUAGAAAGAGAAACUUAAAGUCGGACGCCACACGAACUGAAAUGUACAUAGUAGCUACAAAACAGUAAAUACUUUUGAUGGUGUUUGUAAAAAUAAAUAUAUUUGACUUAGACAAUGUUAGUAAAACUGAAACUUACCUUGCACAAGUUUGAACUCAUGAAUGUAUUUUGCUGAAUGUUUUUUUUUUUGUUGAAGAAAAUAAAUGCUAUAUUUUAAUAUAA
Molecule: messenger RNA, 1940 nt
Organism: Carassius gibelio (silver crucian carp)
Lineage: Eukaryota; Metazoa; Chordata; Actinopteri; Cypriniformes; Cyprinidae
Gene: thbd
Product: thrombomodulin
Exons: 1
Coding region: 205-1737 (510 amino acids)
Biological process (GO): cell migration
Cellular component (GO): extracellular matrix; membrane; external side of plasma membrane
Molecular function (GO): transmembrane signaling receptor activity; extracellular matrix binding; calcium ion binding
Source: RefSeq, a predicted model, not a curated record